AACUCACGCGCACACAGUCACUGAGAUCGCCGCGAUUCACAAAAUGACAUAACACUCCCUAAUUUUUUAACGCAACAUAAUAGGCCAAAACCAUAAUCUCUCUCUCUCUUCUUUGCGUCUGGUUGGGGGCUUCUCUCCCUCUGCAUUUGAAGUUCAGUUUGGCAGAUCUGUGAAUGCCAAAAGUUUUGCCAUUUUUAUAGGAAGAAGGAAUACAAUUGCAGAAGAGAAAGGACGAGAAGUGAAGAGAGGAGAAGGAGGCUUUAAUAUUGUACUCUCUCUGCGCGUGUCAUUAUAUCAUCAGCUGAAGCCUCUUGAAGGUCGAAUAUACUGUGUAAGGGUAUCCUAAGGUGGAUUUUUCCUGAACUUCUUCGCGGUUGCUGAUUUUUAACCUACCACAUGGAAUGCUUGUAAUGCAUUGAAACCUGCCCUUUGUUGUGUAGUAGAGAUGAAAGGAGCAAAUUUUUAUAGAUUGAGGGGAAGACACUUUUCUGCUACUCUGCUCUUCCUUACUUUUACAACCUUUUUUUUCUGGACGUGGGAAAAGAAUCCUUUUGCUACUACUUUGUGGUCAGCGCAAGAGCAGUUUAAUUUUCAUACUUCAGAGUUUGUUGUUGAUACCCUCAAAGGCUCCUCUUCUGAUUCUUUGACCCCAAACAAGCAUGUUGAGGAAACAGAUACUGAUUCUACAAGCUCAGGAGAAUCACAAAUACCAGAAAAAGAAUUUGACGCCUCAAAUUUUACCAACUCAUUUGCUCCUCAAUUGGAAGAUAGGGAUGCAGAUAGGACACCGUCUUCUAAGAUAGAAGGCUGCAAUUAUUCCAAGGGUAGAUGGGUUGCAGAAAGCAGGCGGCCUUUGUAUUCUGGGUUUGAAUGUAAGCAGUGGUUAUCUGAAAUGUGGGCGUGUAGACUAACCCAGCGAACAGAUUUUUCCUUUGAAGGAUAUCGUUGGCAGCCAGAUAACUGCAACAUGCUGGAGUUUGAGAAAUCUGCUUUCUUGAGAAGGAUGCAGGACAAAACAAUUGCAUUUAUAGGAGAUUCAUUAGGCAGGCAGCAAUUCCAAUCUUUGAUGUGCAUGGCCACUGGUGGAGAAUGGAGGGCAGAUGUUGAAGAUGUGGGCAAAGAAUAUGGUCUUUUUAAACCUCGUGGAGCCAUUCGUCCUAAUGGCUGGGCUUAUCGGUUUUCAAACACCAAUACCACCAUUUUGUAUUACUGGUCAUCAACCCUUGCUGACUUGGAACCUUUGAACAUCACUGACAAAGCCACAGAUGUUGCUAUGCAUUUGGAUCGUGUGCCAGCCUUCAUGAGGCAAUUCCUCCAUCAGUUUGAUGUGUUAGUUCUUAAUACAGGACAUCAUUGGAACAGAGGGAAGAUUACAGCGAACCAUUGGGUGAUGUAUGUAAACGGGAAACCCCUUAAAGAUAGACGACUCAUGGCAGUUGGGAAUGCCAAGAAUCUUACAGUGCAUAGUGUUGCCAGGUGGCUUGAUUCACAACUCCCUUCUCAUCCCCGACUUAGGGCAUUCUUCAGGACCAUCUCACCAAGGCAUUUCCGCAACGGAGACUGGAACACCGGGGGUAAUUGUGACAACACCACUCCCUUUACCGGAGGGAGCGAAGUGUCACAGGAUGAAUCAAGUGAUCCAGUUAUUGCGGCUGCUGUUAAAGGUACAAACAUCACUCUUCUGGAUAUCACUGCUCUCUCUGAUCUAAGAGAUGAGGGUCACAUCUCAAGGUAUAGUGUUAAGGCAACAGCAGGCGUAAAUGAUUGCUUGCAUUGGUGCUUGCCUGGCAUUCCAGACACAUGGAAUGAACUUCUUGCUGCACAGAUUUAGACACAGCCACUCCAAUUAAGACAAAGAUGGACAAAUGCAGAGACCAAUAAGAGACUUUUUAUGAUCUAAUACAUUUUUUUUUGACACGGCGAUUUUGUGACAACUAUCUUAUUGAUUAGAAGGGGACAGGUGAAGCAUCUAAGCUAGUCCCAUCCCAGUUCUCAUAUUCACGUAGGAUGGGAUCUUUUGUAGCCUGAAUCAACACAGCAGUUGCUAGAUAAGCCUGGCAAAGCUCGAAGAAAUAGUUUUCAACCCGAAGUUCUGGAGCUUAACGUGUUCCGAGGAUGUUGUAUGUAAAUUCACGAUUCUCAAUACAGGAAAAUAUUUAUUCAGCCUCCCAA
Populus euphratica (Euphrates poplar) is the source of this 2172-nucleotide messenger RNA. Its product is annotated as protein trichome birefringence-like 14. Gene Ontology annotation, cellular component: Golgi apparatus. Bases 446 to 1831 code for a protein of 461 amino acids. Gene Ontology annotation, molecular function: O-acetyltransferase activity. The record is from RefSeq and is a predicted model, not a curated record. Lineage: Eukaryota; Viridiplantae; Streptophyta; Magnoliopsida; Malpighiales; Salicaceae. The transcript has 5 exons.